AUGAAAAUAAGAGAAAUACUCAAAUACCAACCCUCGAUUAAAUAUAUCGGCUGGCUGCAAACCUCAUUGGACAACGAAGAAACCCAUCCCGACCUACGCACGCUCUUUGUCCCACACAAAUACAACAUAUCGCACCUAUCACUGCUGGAGCCGUACAAUCCAACGGCAAAUGACUGGCAGAGGAGCUACGACCUCCCGCUUAUUUUUACUCUAAGCGGCCCCUGGGAUGCACCUGAUAACCCCCAGAUCGAACUUGACCAGUCGGAGCUUGGUUCCCUUCAGCGUCGCAUGGUUGUGCCCAACCCGUUUACCUCCCCUUCCAAAGAAGAGGCCUCACUCAGCCUCCUUCCGGGUCUCUACCCCCUGCAGCGAAGAACCAUGGCGCAGUCGAUAAUCACCCACCUCGAAGACUUGGACAACGAUGACUCGGAUGUCCUCCCAUAUCCCAACCCCUCGGGUUUCAUUACACAUCUUGAGAUCGUCUGGCUGGAUCCCCCUACUGCGCAAGAGAUGUAUGACUUCUCACGGGAAGUAGCUCUACACCUCCCCGCCGUCACAAACGUCGAAGUGUGGAUGAGAGUCGAUCCUGACAAAGGUAUCAACCGCUUGGAUUUAGACCAUCUAGCGACUGGCCUUGAACCUCUCAGUGACCAGUUAGAGCUAUUGCUCAUAAAGGAUUGGGAAAUUUGGUCAGACGAUCAGACUAUGCACACCGAAAGCGAACUCCUCGCCUACGCUAGCGACUGGAAGAAGAGAUUUCCGAAGCUCAGGCGUAUCGGGUAUGUUGGGUAUGGGAAAGUUGCGAUCAUGGACUACGACUACGUCCAUGAUCACUGGAAGAUGGAGUCAUAUAAUGCGGGCCUGUAUUAA
Molecule: messenger RNA, 870 nt
Organism: Coprinopsis cinerea okayama7#130
Lineage: Eukaryota; Fungi; Basidiomycota; Agaricomycetes; Agaricales; Psathyrellaceae
Exons: 2
Coding region: 1-870 (289 amino acids)
Source: RefSeq, a predicted model, not a curated record